AAAAAACUCUGUUCAUCCCGUCUCACUCCUAUGCCGCCUUUAACGACGCCCCGGGACCAUGAUCCACACGACCUUGCGGGACCACUCCCGGCGUUUCUUUGAACCAGGCCGGAAAUAGAACGCCUAGGAAGCAGUCACCAAACGAAACGAAUCAGAGCUCGUCGAAGCGAACCCCUCGUUUUUGCAGGGGAGAAUCAGAAUCAGUCCCGCAGGACGGCAAUACUAACGGGGACUAGAGGCAAGACAACAUCCCCUCGCGCCGGCCAUUAUGUCGCAGUCUCCGAAAGGCCAGCACUCGGUGCAGUACGUACCGAGAAGCGAUUAUCCAGUGCAAAAGUAUCGUACUCGUAUAAAUGCAAGUCUUGCAUUACAAAUCUUGCUCUUAAGGUAAAACUGCAUAUACAAAUUUUAUUUCUCAUGCUGAGGAAAUUUGUAAUGCAUUUAUACGAGUACGAUGCUUUUGCACAGGAUAGCGACUUGGUGCUGCCAAUAAACCAGCUGUCACGACCCAAAGGGGCGAUAUCAAAUGUAAAAAUGUCUGGGUCUGGAAGAAUGCAACUUGUAAUGCGUAUUUCAGAACACAGAAAAGUCUCUCAUGCAUACGUAGCAAAAGCCCCCACUUUUUGUCUGCAAAGUAGGGGACUUGUCAUGCGGAUUCGGCAUUGCGGAAGGUUCUCGAAACCUGUGAUGCUAGAGCUUCCAUGCCAGACCUUCUGUGUCAUGCAAAAACAGCGUGACUCUUCCAGACCCAGACAUUUUUACAUUUGAUAGGCGAAGUACGACUGCGAAAUAUGCGGAAAACCAGGGAAACUGAUGGCAACGGAGUGCCCUGCGUAUUACUGUUCCUACGAGCCUAUGGGAUUGGAAAAUUUGCUGUAGUUGUUUGUGACAGGGACGAACUGGUGGAAUUUUAAUCGUGUUUGUCAUGCUGGUUUUGGAUGACAGGAGUUUGUGUAUUGCGCAGAUAGCAACAGAAAAUUAGAAAUCCUUUAUUUCUCAACAAGCUUUUACCAAAUUUUGAUUUUCCAACUCCAUAACCAACUUCGACAUCGACUGGCGAGGGAUAAAAUCACUCAUCGCACAAGGUACAAAUCAAAGUUACUUUGCUCGGUGCAUCAGGAUGACAAAUGGAUUUUCCAAUGUGGAUUUCGCAUUACAAACUUUCCCACGCAGCGACCAACAUACAAAUCAGAUCUCGUCUACAUCAAGGCAGACAAAGGGGAUCAAGGAGAGAAGAAAGCAGAGGAACUGAAAGCCGUAAAAAAGGAGCUGCUAGAACUCUGCACGGAAACAGCGCAGAAGUUCUUGGUGCAAGGUAGUACUCAAGUUUUGAUGUUUGCUGGACGACGCACCUAUUGUUUUUCUUGCAUGACAGAAACAGAAUCAUUAUCAUGCCACAACGAGGUAGAGGUUGAUGAAGACUUGCGAUGCAUAGAUCCCAACACCCCCAAAACCCCUCAGGUAAAUACGACCUGGCGGUGCCCGGCGCAUUGCAGGGGUUGAAGUUCUAUCCUGUGCAAAAGUAUCGUACUCGUAUAAAUGCAUAUACAAAGUUCCUCAGCAUGAGAAAUGAAAUUUGUCAUGCGGAUUUAGCUUAGAAAAAAAAUUUGUAAUGCAUGACUGCAAUAAGUGCGAGUGUUGCGAUACUUUUGCGCAGCAUAAGUUCGCAAUAGAGGUUUAUGGUUCCGAGUCCGUGGAGCUUGUCGCCAGCUACCUGCUUUUGGCAGUAUUAGUUUGUUUGUGAUGCUGAAAUCUAUGUUUAGGCAUCACCGUUUAAUGCGAGAUGCGCAUGACAAAAAUUUUAUACGCAAUAAAGUCGAAAACGAAAUUUGUCAUGCAAAAACAUACAUCACAAAAUAUGAUAAUACAGGAAGCCAAUCUCGGAUUGAGGAAGCUGAAGGUAGCAGAGGAGUUCCUUUCACUAGCGAACUGGAACUUGCUCAAGGAUACGCAUUGCAAAAGCAUCGUAUAAGUUCUACAAAUUGCAUAUACAAAUGAGCCCAGCAUGACAAAUGGAAUUUGUGAUGGUGAAUUACCUUGAGAGAGAGAUUUGUCAUGCAAGAUUGCGAUUACUACGGUACGAGUGCGAUACUUUUGCACAGGAUAAGGGAGGGCGGUGAAUCAAAGUUGAUGUCACAUCUUCAGAGGAAUUUCGGUCGACUUUACGCAGCGCAGCAAAGGUAAAAAAACGUGUGGGUGUUUGUCAUGCAGAAUCGGAACGGUAAUGACUACACAAAAAUGAAAAUCCAAAUGCUGUAAAAGCAUACGUUUGUACUAUCCAUGCGGCAAUUUGUUCACUUCUGCAUUUAUCUAUUUGAAAUUUGAUCCCAGGUACCAAGAGUCCAUCCAAGCCUUCGCUGUGGACAUUUACUACUCGUGCCAGGAACACGGCCCCGACCACGUCAGGACAGCGCCAAGUUACUUCCACAUGGGCCGAGUUUUUCAGUCGUAUCAGAAAAAGCAGGAUCGGGCCGAGGCGUUCUACUCGAAAGUGGUCUCCAACGUGAUUGGCCAUUUCGAAAAAACUAGUCCGACGUCGAGUAGUAGUAGUGGCGGUGGUGGUGCUGGCGCAAGUUCUAGCUCCAGUCAACCAGUAGGAGAAAACGGCGAGUCGUCGGUGGACCAAAUAACAGCAGUAGAAGCAGUAUCAAAUGCAAAUGUGUCUGGGUCUGGAAGGAUGCAACUUGUGACGCUGUCUUUGGAUUGUAAAAAAAUCUGUAUUGCAUGACCAGUAACAGGAGUCCGGUUUCUUGUGCUACGCCGAGACGAGGGCAUUUCUCAUGCGAAAUAGCCAUCAGGAAGCCCAUCUCUGCAAAUCUGUGAUGCUAGAUGAUGCAUUACAGACACCAUGGGUCAUGCAAAAAUGCAUGACAAACCUGGCAAUCUUCCAGACCCAGAUAUAUUUGUACUGCAUAGACGGAGGAGGUGUUUGAAAUAGUGAAGCACAUAGAGGACUACAGGACAAAGAAGCAGGCGGAGGAAAGUGACGCCAUGUAUCCUGUGCAAAAGUAUCGUACUCGUAUUGCAAUCAUGCAUUACAAAUUUCUUUCUCAAGUAAAAUCCGCAUUACAAAUUUUAUUUCUCAUGCUGAAGAAAUUUGUAAUGCAUUUAUACGAGUGUGAUACUUUUGCAGUGCAUACCAUGUGGGCGAAAGGGAUAUUGGAAGCACAGUAAUACCUAGUCUUUGUUCUUUUCAAUUGUUUGGGUUUUGUUGUCAUGCUACAAACGCGUAUGUGAAUCUAAUCAUUUUUGGCAUGCCAGGAAAACGUGUAUCUGAAUCAUUUUUGUCCUGCAAAAACGGAUGCUCUACCCAAAGGUACUGUCUCGGCCUCCUCUGUCUCUUCAUGAAGGACGUAAACGAAGCGAGAAAUUAUCUCUCGAUGGUAGCAGGGAGUAGUCUGAAGCUGAGCUGCGUUGUGGCGGCAAAGGACCUGGUGGAAACGCUGGUGUGAAGAUGAGCGUCACCAGCGGGGAGAGUAACCUGUGAGUCGUGCGCAUGAGAAAACUUUUGUAAUGCUCAAAUGCACGACAACCGUCACUCUCUCACGGCAGUUGACCUCACGAGACGAGAAACCAAGAUGGGUCUGUCCAGCUUCUACUACAACACAUCUGACGAUACUUCUGGAACUACGACACUGAGAAUAUUAUUGGGUGAUAGUUUAUUAACACUGGUGAACAAAUCCAAAUAGAUGAUCACAAACACAAACACAAUUAUCUAACUCUUUUUCACUUAUUUCACACUACAGUCAAAUUGAUUCUAAUGGACGAAGAUAAGCAGCAGGGGAAGUGGAUUUAUUUUCUCCCUUAUGGAAGCGUCAGGAUUGAAAUCGACAAAGUUGGAAUAACUUGUAAUACAUAAAAUCGAUACCAGUUGGAAGCCCAAUUUCUAAGCGGCGCAUGUCAAAUUUGAGUAGAGCCGAAAUCCAGUCUGUAAUGCUGGUUGGGUAAGGAAGACGCCUUUUGUCAUGCUACUUCAGCAGCUCUACUUCUACACCGAAAAAGGCUUACAAUCUGCCUCCCUUGCCUACUCUGCAAGACAGGCACUGUCUGCCUUGCAUUUCACGCAUGUUGGCGAAGUGAGGACUGUGUGCGAAAGUAAGGAAAAGGCAGCGUAAGUAGUUGGAUGUGCCCGGGGAUGAUGGUGAUGGCUUCGGUCCGCCUGACUCCGCGACCUGGUGGCCGAACCACGUGCGGUUCGGUGCCCUUACAGGUUGUGUAGUGGUUUCGGUCGGUUUAGCAUAACAAACUAUUUCAACUUUGACGAUUUCAAUCCUGACACUCCUAUAUCCCUGCGCGGGUGGUUAUAGUUACGACAACACCGAAAAGAUGUUGAAUGUUUUUUCAGCAUAUUAACUGUAAAAAUGUCUGGGUCUGGAAGAUUGCCAGGUUUGUCAUGCACAUUUUGCACGACUCCUCAAGCCUGUGAUGCAUGCCCUAGCAUCACAGAUUUUUAGAGGGCUUCCUGAAGCCUAUUCCGCAUGACAAAUGCUCUUUCCGUGCUGCAAAAUUUGGACUCUCUUUGCUGCUCAUGCAAUACAGAUUUUUUUCGAAUCCAAAAUCAGCAUGACAAGUUGGAUUCUUCCAGACCCAGACAUUUUUACAGCUGAUACAGCACGACAGAAAGCAAAGAACAAAAAAUCUUCCAGAUUUUUCAACAAAAACAGUUUCGAAAAAAUGAAACUAGCUGGAGAUAAAGAAGCGCGUGAAGAAAGUUUUGUAAGUAAACGUACUUGUAGAAACGUGAAUGAAUGUAUACCGGCGAUGCUGCAGACCUCGUCGCUGAGUGACCUUGUUCACCGAGUCGUGCAGGGGCUCGCUGCUCGGUAUAGAGCC
Messenger RNA from Amoebophrya sp. A120, 4833 nucleotides. The record is from the annotation of a GenBank genome assembly. Lineage: Eukaryota; Dinophyceae; Syndiniales; Amoebophryaceae.